This is a messenger RNA of Malaya genurostris, 846 nucleotides long. RefSeq lists its product as uncharacterized. The coding region runs from base 143 to 799 and encodes 218 amino acids. Gene Ontology annotation, cellular component: Golgi membrane. The record is from RefSeq and is a predicted model, not a curated record. The transcript is spliced from 4 exons. Gene Ontology annotation, biological process: protein secretion; vesicle-mediated transport. NCBI's taxonomy places the organism in Eukaryota, Metazoa, Arthropoda, Insecta, Diptera, Culicidae.
AUUAUUCGAGUAUUUUUGUUUACUCCUGGACACGUCAAAAAAUCGAACAGCGGACAGAUUUUUUUGGAGAAAAAUGCUUUUGUUUGAGUAAUUUUAGCAGAAUUCCAAUAUUCAUUGCAUACUUAAAACAUAGAUUAAUAAUAUGGCAUCCGCAACGGUCCCACUUCUGGAUGAUACUGUUCCAUUCGGAGACGAGGAAGAUCUAAAUCAAAAUGGAUCAACAUCCAAAAGACUAUCCCAUCCGUACGUCACCUUCUUUCAUGUGUUUUUCCGUGGAGCUGCCCUAGCCACGUACUUGUUUUGGGGUUUGUUCAACGAUUCCUUCAUUAAAUGCUUCCUGUUGGUGGUGUUCUGGCUAUCGGCCGAUUUCUAUCUGGUCAAGAAUUUAAGCGGCCGAUUACUCGUGGGAAUGCGCUGGUGGAAUUAUGUCUCGGACGAUGGACGCUCUCACUGGGUUUUUGAAUCACGAAAGGGCGAUCCGAGCGAAAUCCGCAUCAACGCUCAUGAGGCAAGGAUUUUCUGGACGGCACUGGUAGUGUGUCCGGUGUUGUGGGCGUUGUUCUUCGUGGUGGCAUUGUUCGGAUUUAAAUUCAAAUGGAUGCUUCUAGUCAUGAUUGCCCUCUCACUGAACGGAGCUAAUCUGUAUGGUUACAUCAAAUGUAACUUCGGAGCUAGCGCAAAUUUGAGCACAACAACAACCGAUUUCGUUAAGAGUCAAAUGUUAAAGAACGCCGUGAAUCUAAUGACGCAACCAAGUAGCAGUAACAGUCAAGCACCCAAAACCACUACGGUAGCUUAGGAAAAUGUUUUAACAGUCAAAUAAAAUAAUGUAUCAUUCCCAGCAAA